Messenger RNA from Synchiropus splendidus (mandarinfish), 2684 nucleotides. RefSeq names its product solute carrier family 4 member 2a (gene slc4a2a). The record is from RefSeq and is a predicted model, not a curated record. Gene Ontology annotation, cellular component: basolateral plasma membrane; apical plasma membrane; plasma membrane. The coding region runs from base 107 to 2497 and encodes 796 amino acids. Gene Ontology annotation, biological process: monoatomic anion transport; transmembrane transport; regulation of intracellular pH. Gene Ontology annotation, molecular function: monoatomic anion transmembrane transporter activity; solute:inorganic anion antiporter activity. NCBI's taxonomy places the organism in Eukaryota, Metazoa, Chordata, Actinopteri, Syngnathiformes, Callionymidae. The transcript is spliced from 15 exons.
AGGUUUAUUUUCUCACAGUCAAGUUAAGACCCCCCACCUCCAUCCACUCCGCCCACCCACUUAAAAACUCAGGUUCUCCUGCUGCUGGAGAAGUUCUGAAGGUGCCAUGGCUGAGCUGCAGACUCCAAAGCAGGUCAGUGUUGAGCUCCAUCAGCUGGUCUCGGAUCGGAACCAGCAGCUUGAGUGGCAGAAAGAGACGUGCCACUCGAGUGAGGGGGUGGGGCUUGACGUGGCGUCCCUGUGUUUGAUCCACAGCAUCUUCAAACGGGGUGCAGUGAUCCUGGACAUGGAGGAGAGCUCAGUGGGCGGAGUUUUCUCACAGCUGGCGGAUCACGUGGCAUCAACACCUGAAGGCCGCAAAAGGAUUCUGAACGUCCUAAUGCGUCCGCACAGAUACAAGCAUGAGUCGGAGUCCGGCAACCACAGGGUCGACCGGAACCAGGUGGCCCCGCCCACAGCUGUGAGGGACUCGUGCACGGGCGCAAUCGUCCUCACAGGCAGAGUGGACUUCUUGGACACGCCUGCUGCGGCGUUCGUGCGUCUGAAAGAAGCCGUCACUCUGGAGUCCUUGCUGAACGUCCCUGUCCGAUUUCUGAUCCUGCUGCUGGCUCCCUCUACUGCCACGGUAGACCCUCAGCAGCUGGGACGCUGCGUCAGCACUCUGGUGUCAGACCAGGAAUUUUUGGGGGCACUAGUCCAAGCUCAGGACCAGGAGGACCUGAUCGAGGCCAUUACUGGCUUUCUGGUCACACCCCCGGCCGAAGACCCUCUGAGACUCCCCGAUUGUGGGACACCAUCUAAACUGGAUCAUGAUCUCCUCAGCCGGUCCGGUCGUGUGUUUGGCGGCCUGGUUAGUGAUGUCACCCGACGGUACCCUCAGUACCUGAGCGACAUCAAAGACGCACUAAACCCGCAGUGUUUGGCUGCCGUCUUGUUCAUCUACUUUGCUGCACUGGCACCUGCGGUCACCUUCGGCGGUCUUCUGGGUGAGAAGACCGGUGGCCUGAUAGGCGUGUCUGAGCUGAUCAUUGCGACAUCGGUCCAGGGCCUGGUCUUCAGUCUGCUGGGGGCGCAGCCUCUGCUGGUGAUCGGGUUCUCCGGACCACUGCUGGUGUUCGAGGAGGCUUUCUUCACUUUUUGUGAGCAGAUUGGUGUGGAGUACCUGACAGGUCGGGUCUGGAUCGGGUUCUGGCUGAUUCUGAUUGUUGUCCUGACGGUGGCCCUGGAGGGAAGCGUUCUGGUCCGCUUCCUGUCUCGCUUCACUCAAGAGAUCUUCUCCUUCCUCAUCUCCCUCAUCUUCAUCUAUGAGACCUUUGCAAAGCUGGCCAAGAUCUUCAAAGAAAAUCCUCUCUGUUGCUACGUAAACAACACAGCAACUUUGUUGCCAGGCAACACGACAGGGGCCCACCUAAGGGUCAAUGAAGACCCCAACAUUGCGCUGAUGUCACUGGUCCUCAUGGGCGGAACGUUCCUGAUGGCCUGCUACCUGAGGAAGUUCAGGAACAGCAGCUUCUUUCCAGGACGGGUCAGUACCACCAUUCACACACACACACGUACACGCACACUGAGGCUGUCUGUUGUGCUGCAGCUGCGACGGGUCAUUGGGGACUUCGGGGUUCCAAUCUCAAUCCUGGUCAUGGUUCUGGCGGACGUGGCGUCGGGAGACACGUACACGCAGAAACUGCGGGUUCCGUCUGGGUUGUCGGUGUCCACUCCCGAGAAGCGGGGCUGGUUGGUGUCUCCUCUGGGCUCCGAGCGGCACUUCCCACCCUGGAUGAUGUUUGCUAGCUUCCUGCCUGCAGUCCUUGUCUUCAUCCUUCUCUUCAUGGAGUCCCAGAUCACAGCUCUGAUCGUCAGUAAGAAGGAGCGGAUGCUGAGGAAGGGGACGGGCUUCCACCUAGACCUGCUCAUCAUUGUUCUAGUUGGGGGAGUCUCAGCGCUCUUCGGAUUACCCUGGCUGUCCGCUGCCACGGUCCGCUCAGUCACGCACACCAACGCCCUGACUGUGAUGAGCAAGGCUGUGAGCAGUGGCGACCCGGCCCAUAUCCAGGAGGUCAAGGAGCAGAGGGUGACUGGGUUCCUGGUGGCGCUUUUAGUGGGACUUUCUGUGGUCGCCGGGAAGCUGCUGGGUCAGAUCCCCCUUGCAGUUCUGUUCGGAAUCUUCCUCUACAUGGGUGUGAUGUCUCUGACUGGAGUCCAGCUGACCGAGCGGCUGAUUCUGCUUCUGAUGCCGCCAAAGUACCAUCCAAACCGUGGCUACGUUCGUGGCGUGAGGAUGAUGAGGAUGCACCUCUUCACUGUGGUCCAGCUGCUCUGUCUGACUGUGCUCUGGGUUGUCAUGGCAACAGCGGCGGCGCUCUCCUUCCCUUUCGUGCUGCUCCUCACUGUCCCACUGCGGCGGCUGCUGCUGCCGCGGAUCUUCUCGGCCACAGAGCUGCGCUAUGUGAGUACCGCCGGUGUGACGCUACCUGUCAUUGCAACCAGCCAUGACCUCUGACCUCUCCCUAUCUGCAGCUGGAUGCUGAUGAUGCGGUGCCCGUGGAGGUGGAGGGGCCAGUGUGAGCUGCAUCACUGGUUCUUUCCCCAUGUUUUUUUUCAGUCAGUGACUCUUUUUCUUUAUGUGGUGCUCAGGUGUGAGUUUACAGCAUCACACACCUGAACUCACCUGACCGCCCUCGACUCAC